GGCGUAUGAAAAGAUGUUUAUCUUGCGCUAGUCACUUUAGUACUGUAACAUUCUCCAGCUAAUUGCCUCGGUUGUUGUAUUCGCUUGUUUUGUUGCCUCGUAUUAUAGUUCUACACUCUUGGCAUUGUUAUGUGGCGAGUGAUGAAAUGCUUUCGAGGUUUACGUAUAAGUAUCGAUCAGUUUCCAUGCUUCUGCCCACGCUACAAGUAAAUCAUCGAUUGCUCUAAAUUCAUUCACUUUGCAAAGUAACCACAUUCGCUAUCAAAAUGGUCGCCCGCUCAAUCACCCUCGUGGCAGCUCUUGCUGCAGCUGCUUCAGCCCAGUACGGCUCUAACACCACAGGUGCUGGGACCACUGUGUACACCACUGUCUGCCCAGCAACCACUUACAUGACCUCUGGCGCCUCGACACAUACUUCUGUUUACAUGACCACUUCAACAAUCACGUCGACCUAUGCUCCACACCCAACAGCCCCAGUUGAUACCUGCCAGGACAAGUUCAACAAGUGCCGCAACGGAGAAGAUGGAGGCGAUCGCAACCAGUCCAGAUGCGCAGCCGAAUUUGCUGCUUGCCAAGCAAGCACAUCUACCAAGACCUAUCCCUCCACCCCAAGUACCACUCCAGUCGAUACUUGCCAGGACAAGUUCAACAAGUGCCGUAAUGGAGAGGACGGCGGUGACCGCAACCAGUCUAGAUGCGCAGCUGAAUUCGCUGCCUGCCAAGCAAGCACAUCCACCAAGACCUAUCCUUCUACUCCAAGCACCACCCCAAUCGAUACUUGCCAGGACAAGUUCAACAAGUGCCGUAACGGAGAGGACGGUGGCGACCGCAACCAAUCCAGAUGUGCAGCCGAGUUUGCUGCAUGCAAAGGGCCUACCGCCACCACGCCAGCUGCUCCAACUUACAGCACCGCUCCAGUCGACACCUGCCAAGAUAAAUUCAACAAGUGCAGAAACGGAGAGGAUGGUGGAGACCGCAACCAAUCGAGAUGCGCAGCCGAAUUCGCCGCAUGCAAAGGACCUACGGCCUCUACCACGCCAGCUGCUCCCACCUAUGUCCCUGCUCCAGUGGAUACCUGCCAGGACAAGUUCAACAAGUGCCGCAACGGCGAGGAUGGAGGAGAUCGCAACCAGUCCCGCUGCGCCGCUGAGUUCGCCGCAUGCCAGGGCCCCCAGGCUUCUCAAACUACAGCUGCUCCAGCGCCUAGCACCACUCCAGUCGACGCUUGCCAGGACAAGUACAACAAGUGCCGCAACGGUGAGGAUGGAGGAGACCGUAACCAGUCCAAGUGUGCGGCGGAUUUCGCUGCAUGCCAGGCUGGAUCCGGAACCACUUUGGCCACUUCCAGCGCUGCUUCCACCCCUACCACUGUGGAGGCACCAUCUGCUACCACAUCCAGCGUACAGUUCACUGGUGCCGCUUCUUCGCUGAAGGCUGGCGCCGCUGGACUCUCUGGAGUUCUUGCUCUUGCUUUCCUUUUGUAG
Messenger RNA from Cadophora gregata, 1484 nucleotides. RefSeq lists its product as uncharacterized. The transcript has a single exon. The record is from RefSeq and is a predicted model, not a curated record. Lineage: Eukaryota; Fungi; Ascomycota; Leotiomycetes; Helotiales; Ploettnerulaceae. Bases 267 to 1484 code for a protein of 405 amino acids.